AUGCGACGGAACCGUGGAGGGCCCAGCUCGUCGUUCAGGACAAAUGGCGCCCCUAUUCCAGACUCGCUGUCCUUGAUCCGAUCCUUCAACAUCGAGACGAACCCGACUCGUCCAAUACGCCCGUCUCCCCUGACUGCCUCAACCAUCCCCGAUAUGCCACUCGAUAUCGUCGACCGCAUACGAUCCUUCCCUCUCUUCCUCUCCGCCCCCGACUCGUUCCUAGCUGCCAUCGGAAAGCACCUGCGACCCCAGGUUCACUCUCCACACGAUAUAAUAUUGACUGAGGGAGACGAGGCGAAGGCGAUGUACUGGCUGGUCAGGGGAGCAGUGGCAGUCACCUCUCGCGAUGGGGAGGCUACAUAUGCCGAGUUGAGGCCCGGGUCUUUCUUCGGAGAGAUUGGCAUCCUCAUGGACGUCCCCCGAACAGCCACUAUCCUGGCGAGAACAAAAUGUCUGCUGGUGGUAUUGAAGAAAGAGGAUUUACGGCAGGAGUUGCCCAAAUUCCCAGAAAUGGAGAAGGCUAUCAUGGAUGAAGCGCAAGAGCGGCUCACAAUAUUAAACAAGAAAAGGAAAGAAAGCGGAAAAGGACCAAAAUUGAUCUCCACUGUCCUUCCAUCAAGAGGCGGUAAGCUUUUGGCUCGUGAGCCUGCCCCAGGUGAGGUCUCGACGGGAGAUGUGGGGGUAAUUGAGAAGGGAGCGGUGAUCAAUACGAAAAAAAGGAAAUCGCCCAGUCCUCAGGGAAUUGAGGAUCCAGCUGCCGGCAGUGCCUUAGGAAGCGGCUUCAUCAACGUGCGGAAGACCCUCAAGGAUUUGCCACUGUUUUCCACACUGCCGACGGAAAUUCUUCAUUUCCUCGGGCUGAGUACUCAGCCGAAAACCUAUCCGCCGUUCACAGACAUUAUUCUACAAGGCUCGCCAGGGAAUGAAAUUUACUUUAUUGUAAGAGGCGAGGCCGAAGUCAUCCAUGAGACGACCAAUGGCCAAACUCAGCCGCCACGAGGCUCAUACAUCCGACCAAGGCUGAAGCAAGGUCAAUAUUUUGGCGAAGUUGCUAGUUUGGCCUUGGCACCAAGACGGACAGCUACUGUGAGAUCCAUCACGACGGUCGAAUGUCUGAUGAUCAGUGGUGAAGUCCUGGAGGAACUUUGGAGAAGAUGCUCGCCAGACAUCCGGAGGCAGGUGGAGCAAACGGCAAAGACCAGGAUUGGAAAGUCGGAAGAUCAAGAUGUUCAUAUGGUCGACAUCGAUGAUCCGUCAACCAAUAGCUUGGAGAAUCACGAAAGACCUAUUACUCCCAAUCGCUGCACACUCCCUGAAGUCACGUUCACCCCAUCGAAAUUUGCGAGUUCACACACGCCCAGUCGCGCGGAAGAUCAAGAUAAUAUGGAGCCUACGGACCCUGACCCGUUCUUGAGUGUCGAUAUGGACAAUAUGAGAUCCCGGACGCCACGAAGAGGCUCUCUUGCCCCCCCAGUCCCGGAAACACCACCUCCAGACGAGCAAACGGGGCCAAGGACCAGGUCGCGGUCUCAGACACCCACACCUUCGAGGCCCAUUCACGCCAUGACACCUCCAGAUUCAACUUUCCGUCCCAAGCGAGCGAAGAUUUUCCAGAGAAGACCUAGCAAAAAAAGCGAGGGAGUGCUUCCGGAUGGGGUAUUGAUCCUCAUAUUUUCGUAUCUUGACAUCUACCAGCUCAUGCGCCUGCGCUCUGUAUCUCUGCACUGGUCCAAAAUUCUCACUACGUCACCGGACGUCUGCAAUAACCUCGAUCUCUCCAUUUAUAAUCGCACAGUCACAAACAAGGCACUGAUCGAUGUCAUAAUUCCCUUUGUCGGCAAACGAGCGCUCAGCAUUGAUAUUAGCAACUGCUUCCACCUUACCGAUGAAGGGUUCUCAGCCCUUUCAUCUCUAUGCGGUAGGGGUGUACAUGCGUGGAAGAUGAAAAGUGUAUGGGAUAUUUCUGCGAACGCCGUCCUGGAAAUGGCCAACAACGCGAAGGAAAUGGAGGAAAUUGACCUCUCCAAUUGCCGUAAAGUCAGCGACAACCUUCUCGCCCGUAUCGUAGGCUGGGUUGUCACAGAGCCGACAUUGGCGCAGCAACAAAAUGCAGCAAGGUACAAGCAGCAUUAUGCUCUGAUACCUCCCGUCGGCACAGUUGUAGGCUGUCCAAAACUUAAGCGGCUCACACUGAGUUACUGUAAACACGUAACUGAUCGCUCCAUGGCACAUCUAGCAGUCCACGCACAUCAGAGACUCCAGAGCAUGGAUCUUACGCGCUGCACGACCAUCACUGAUGGCGGCUUCCAGCACUGGAGCAUCUACAAGUUCGCUAAGCUGGAGAAGCUCAUCCUGGCCGACUGCACGUAUCUGACUGAUAACGCCAUUGUCUACCUGACGAAUGCUGCGAAGGGGCUGAAGGAGCUGGACUUGUCUUUCUGCUGCGCGCUCUCUGAUACGGCGACCGAAGUCCUUUCGCUCGGCUGUCCGCAACUGCGCUCGCUCAAACUUGCCUUCUGCGGCUCUGCGGUUUCUGAUUCGUCUCUUCGAUCAAUUGGAUUGCACUUAUUGGAAUUGAAGGAGUUGAGCGUCAGAGGCUGUGUUCGGGUGACGGGUAUUGGUGUUGAAGCCGUAGUCGAGGGCUGCACGAUACUGGAGAAGUUCGACGUGAGUCAGUGUAAGAAUCUCCAGAAGUGGCUGGAUGCUGGUGGUGAGGAGAGGAGUCGGCGGAUGUAUGGGCGGAGAGGGCUGAAGUUUGAAACGAAGAAGGGGAAUGGGACGUUGAGAUGA
Drepanopeziza brunnea f. sp. 'multigermtubi' MB_m1 is the source of this 2790-nucleotide messenger RNA. RefSeq lists its product as uncharacterized. The record is from RefSeq and is a predicted model, not a curated record. Lineage: Eukaryota; Fungi; Ascomycota; Leotiomycetes; Helotiales; Drepanopezizaceae. Gene Ontology annotation, molecular function: protein binding; protein-containing complex binding.